Messenger RNA from Linum trigynum, 2843 nucleotides. NCBI's taxonomy places the organism in Eukaryota, Viridiplantae, Streptophyta, Magnoliopsida, Malpighiales, Linaceae. The record is from the annotation of a GenBank genome assembly.
GAAAUGUGAAUGGAAGUGCAUAUAGCUCACUUUCAUAUUUGUUAAUGGUCUGGGCCUAUAGCCCACACUGUUGAGAGUCCACAAACUGGGUCCACCAAGCUGCACAAGAACUAGCAAUGCAGAGCUCAAAAUCGUUUAGCGGUCUUACAUUUCGAUUCAACUUCCCUUACUCCCGUCCCCCCAUUUUCCCCUGCGAAACCCUAAAUCGGAGAGAUGUGGUUCCUCCGGUGCCAACAAAUGUCCAUAACUUUCUAACCCAGUAAGUCUCCUCUGCUAUUUGAGCGAUUCCGGCGGUGGUGUUUGGAUUUACGGCGGUGGGGGGUCAUCUCUCUUUGCCCGGGACGCAGCGGUUGAGGUUCUCCAGAAAGCGUCUAUGGAGAGCAGCAGCAAGUUAGGGAAAGCUCGAAAAGGGCGUCGUAACAGGUUAAGCCAUCUUCCUGAACCGAUUAUUUACCACAUCCUUUCAUUUCUCGACACCAAACUCGCCGUCCAGACCUCUGUGUUGUCCCGAUCAUGGCGAUGCGCUUGGAAACAUGUCGCUGUCCUCGAUCUAAACACAGCUUCCUUCGAGCGGUAUUCGCGUUUCGAAAGGUUUGGGGACAAGGUGAUGUCCCUCCGCUAUCCCCUUAGUCUCCGCAAGGUCUGCUUCGUCGACGAGGAGAUUAUGCACAAACGACGGGAUCAUCCCCUGUUCGAGAGGGUCAUCGAACAUGCCUUCUCCCACGAUGCUCAACAUGUUGUGAUUGAACUCGAACAUGAGUUGGAGCUCGAGGAGAAUUUCGACUUCUCCCGUUUGUUUUGCUCGGUCACGAACAGCAGCAAUGUCAAAACUCUGGAACUGAGAUGGGUGAAGCUCGACUACAAAUCUGAAUUCUCUGGUUUUAGGUCCCUGACGACUCUGAAUUUGUACUGUUGCUGGCUGGAUGCUGGGGAUGUCUUCUCUGAUUCUAAUUUCCCUUGUCUGAAGAAUUUGGCCAUCGAGAAGUGCGAAUGCUUUUGCUAUACGGGUUGCAUAUCGGGGCUCCAUUUGCUUAGCUUGAAGCUUUUACCUGUGCCUUUUGAGCAACUUGAAGUAUGUGCACCAAAGCUCAAAUUCUUGAGCUUUUGCACAAAUGAGGUAUCUCAGGAGCUGUCAAAGUUAAGCCUUCCUUCCCUUGAGCAUGCUGAAGUCGGCGGGUACUUUCCGUUUGGGCUCCGCGACAUAAGAGAGCAACAUUUGAUCUCUUUAUUCCAUGAUUUGCAUAAUGUUAAAUCUCUGACGCUGCAUUCCCAGACCGUGAAGGUACUGAGUAGGAUUUCUGGGGUUCUGGAACAGCAACCCGCUCCUUUUACGAGAUUGACGUAUUUGAAGUUGUUUUCGCGGUCUUACAAUGUACCUUUCGAAGUGGUCAAUUAUUUUCGCAAAGGAUCGCCUAGUGAUGAACUGCAAAUCGAGUUCGUUGAUGAACGAGAGUAGACGGCUUUCGCCGUCGUUUCUGAUUGUGGGUAAGGUAGCAGGAGGAUCAAGGUUCUAUCGAUAUAGCUAGUGGAUAUCAGUUGGAGGACCUAGGGUAUUCUAUCCAUAUCUUUAUCGUUGUGAAGAACAUAUUACUUGUGAAGGUUUUUUUUGGAGUACAAUUUUGAAUGCUCCCGUUUGUUUGGCUCAGUCGAGAAUAGCAAUGUCAAAACUCUAGGACUAAGAUGAGUGAAGCUCGAUUAUAUAUCUCAAAACUCUGGUUUUAGAGACGGCUAUGAAUUUGUACAAUUGCUGGCUGGAAGUUCUGGAACCUUGGAAUUGGCUAUGAGGAUGGUGUUAUGCGCACCGAAACUCGAAUCCUCCAAACUAGGGCAUGACUUGCAAUUGUUUGAAUUCCAAAAACACAAGCCCUGCUUCCCUCGUUCAGGCUCAUCUUCGGCCUUGUGAUGGGGGAACCCGAGAGGGACGAUAAUAAGGAAGUAAGGAUCUCAUGCUUUAACGUCUGAUCUCCAUGUUCAAAGGUUUGAAGAAUGUCAGAUCUCUCUCAGACUGGAUCACCAAACUGUCCGGGUAUUUUAGUGGAGUGAUUGUGAUUGCAUGCUCAUCACUUUCACCCUCAACUGUUGCUAAACUAAUAGGAAGCUUAUAAUGUUUACAAUGUAACCUAACUUUAAUCUCAUAGAGAAGCAGAUGCAGCUAUGGGCUAUGGCACAUGGUAGCGUGGCAUCACCUGCUACUUCUCCAAGAAUGAGCCAUCUCUCUGAGGUACACCCAAAGUUAAUGAAGAAAAUCUGUCCAAAACACACUGUGGCAGAGUGUGGAGCUGAAACUGAAAUUGGAAUAGGAAGUGGAAGCGUGUUGGGAUUUGGGAGAGGACAGGCGGUGAAAUCAAUCGACCCUCAAAGGCCAAAGCUCGCGAGUCGCGAGUGCACCAAUCGAGCUGAACACUGGCAGGAAUCAUGGCCGGUGGCGUGCUUGGCAGAAGGUUUUGCCCACCGAUUCCGUGUGCCAGCAACCAAAGGAAGGGUGGUAAGGAGAGGGAACUGCUGAGCGUACGGAAGCUGCAGGGAAGGGAAAAGCGCAGCAGUGGGCGUACGGACGGUAAGGGGGCGGCAAUGGCGUCCGCUGGAAUCGGGGAAGACCAUGCCGGCUCAGGGAACGGAGGUGUGUGGGAGUUGGCCUAAACGACGGAAUUGGGCGUCUGCAGGUAAGGGAAAUAGGAUAGCUCUCAAUACCUACACUAAAAGUAUGGUCAGAUGGUCUUGACCGGUCUGACUCCAACUAUCACCGGUUGCCGGCAAAUCUCUUUUUCGUCGGAAAAUCAAUUUUUUUCGCCUUUUCUUUUACUUAUAAACUGUUCCCGCGUCUAUAAAAUAAAGAGCUUGAU